AUGUCUAAGCACCGACUGUCCCCAGCGCCUCUGCCCCCUGCAAAGAGGCUACAUAAUUCUCGAAUCUCGUCACAGGAGCAUCGGCUUAUCACAGCAUUUGAUGAUGCGCUCUAUGAUGAGCUCAUUCUCUUUAUCUUCUCGUUCUUGAACUCCCGAGAUCUAUGUGCCAUGCAUAGGACGAACAGAAACUGUGCGAGGCUCGCGAGCGACAACCAGCUCUGGAAAGCCCUGUUUGUCAGAGAGUAUGGCAAAACACGGCUGAGGGGUGGCAAGGGGUUUUAUGGUCGCACUGAUGGAAGAUCAGUUAAACCGCUUCCCUCGAGAGCUUCUGCAUCUACGUCGUCAGCUGAUGACGCUCUUGACUGGAAGUGGAUGUACCGCAUCAGCUCGAACUGGAAGAAUGGACGUUGUGCUGUCGAGAACUUCAGUGACGCUGAGGGAACAACUCUAGCACCGUCGCCAGCCUUUCCUCGUCAGCACGUUAUAUUGGCAGGCGGGUUCACCAUAUCCUCGUCGAAGCCCUGUGGGUCCUCUCUGCUAAUACGGGACAACAGUGGAGUAUCGCGCACUCUGCUUUGCAGGUCUACUCUAGCUACAUCUAUAGUGGAAAUAUCUGCUAUAGCACUCGAUCAAUCUCCACCUUCCUUAUCUUCCUCACAUAUCAUACGCCUGGCUGCUUUCCUGACAACUGGAGAAUUCAGUAUAUUCGAACAUGAUCACUCUUCCCUGUCCUUAGCCACAACUCCAAAGCAAACCUACGUCCCUUCGUCCCUGCACCGUACUUCUCCGGUGACCCACGCAGCCUACAAUCAUCCGUUGCUCGUCACGUUGUCGCAUUCAUUUACGCUCAUGAUAUACGACUUGAGCAAUGAUUGUAUCACCCACACUCAGACACUUACAUCCUUCACCAGUCACCCGCCCACGUCACUUGUACUUUCCACUAUACCCUCAGCAGCCUCGUACAAACUUAUCAUGGCCUACGCUAUCCCCGUUUACCCUGCUCACUGGAGUGUGGGUGCCACAGAACUUAUUAUAUCUCCAUCGGGCAUUUUACCACGUAAACGGGCAUUCGCUAUGUCCUCCAGCGAGUCAUCACCACAGGGGGCUUUUGAAGUGAGCGUCACCAGGUCUACCCGUGCUUUUGACGUCCCGCAAGGGUGGAUAGACGAACGAAAGCUGCAGCUUAUGCGUGACCAAUGGGGCCGGAAAGUGAAACAAGUCGCAGAUACACAAACGGAUGGAAAAUGGGUCGUUCUAGCCCCUGGGGAUGUAACCAAUAUCUCUCCGACAUCCCAUGGGCCUUCAGAAGGUACAGCGCCCCAACAGGGACAGCCACAGCCACUCCCAUACAUCUCACCUCCGAGCCACUCAUCGAGUCACCUUCAAUUAUACCGCCUUCAUGUACCCCCAAUUUCGAGUUCAUCGGUCCAUACACCGAGAUUGACGUUUGUCCGGACUCUACAUGGACCUUUGGGCCCUGUUUCCGCGCUUUCUCUUGCAGAUGGGCGCUGCGUUAGUUUGAAUGCAAACGGAGCGAUUUGGGUGUGGGACCUCGAGGGCGGAGAUGGGACUGAAGUCGCUGGGCCUGUCGAGGGCAGUUUUGCGGGAACAAACAGUACAAGUACAUAUGGUACCAUUGCAUUCGAUGAGCGAAGGAUCGUCAGUGCUGGUAUACGGGGUAUCGAGGAACGACGGUUCGAUAUUUAA
This is a messenger RNA of Suillus subaureus, 1707 nucleotides long. RefSeq lists its product as uncharacterized. Bases 1 to 1707 code for a protein of 568 amino acids. Gene Ontology annotation, molecular function: protein binding. NCBI's taxonomy places the organism in Eukaryota, Fungi, Basidiomycota, Agaricomycetes, Boletales, Suillaceae. The record is from RefSeq and is a predicted model, not a curated record. The transcript has 3 exons.